Messenger RNA from Cucumis sativus (cucumber), 772 nucleotides. Its product is annotated as glutaredoxin-C3. Gene Ontology annotation, molecular function: glutathione disulfide oxidoreductase activity. Lineage: Eukaryota; Viridiplantae; Streptophyta; Magnoliopsida; Cucurbitales; Cucurbitaceae. Gene Ontology annotation, biological process: cellular response to oxidative stress. Bases 127 to 552 code for a protein of 141 amino acids. The record is from RefSeq and is a predicted model, not a curated record. The transcript is spliced from 4 exons. Gene Ontology annotation, cellular component: cytoplasm.
CGGUUAGGUAGUGGAGGAACAAAAAAAGAGGGUGAUGACCCGUCAAAAGCCCAGUAGGCCAAAUGGGCCUCAUGAUAUAUACGGAGAUUUAGAGUGUCGAAGGAUUGUGUGUAAUUUUGGUGGAGGAUGAUGACGACGACGACGACGACGAUGAUGCGGGGAUUUCAUUUUCAGUUGACUCUGGUUCUGGCGGUGAUCACUCUCGCCGCCCUUUAUCCUAGAGAUGCCCUUACCGGAGCUGAAGCUGCCACUUCCACUUCCGCUUUCGUUCAGAACGUCAUCUACUCUAACAGGAUUGCUAUGUUCUCCAAAUCCUACUGCCCAUAUUGCUUGGGUGCCAAACGUAUAUUCAGCGAACUCCAUGAAAAACCUUUUGUUGUGGAGCUUGAUCUUCGAGAUGAUGGAUCUCAAAUUCAGAGUGUUCUACUAGACCUGACUGGAAAGCGGACUGUUCCUCAAAUUUUUGUGAAUGGCAAGCACAUUGGUGGCUCUGAUGAUCUGAAGGCUGCGGUUGCCAAUGGUCAGUUGCAGAAACUUCUGGCUUCAACUUGAUUGCCUUCUUGGAACGAUGAACCACAUAUUUAUUGAACUUAAGCUACAUGAGCUGUGUAGAUGAGUUUAACGUUGUGAAAACUUUUGAUAAUAUUUGUUAUUCGUUUGAACUCUGCAACAGAGAAUUCUGUUGCAAAUUUCGCCCUCUACUUUAAUGAGAAUCUGCAUUUUUUCUUUUCAUUAUAUGAAAGCCAUGUUCAAAAGGUGUUUGAUUUGGAUA